Messenger RNA from Malassezia globosa CBS 7966, 726 nucleotides. RefSeq lists its product as uncharacterized. The coding region runs from base 1 to 726 and encodes 241 amino acids. The transcript has a single exon. The record is from RefSeq and is a predicted model, not a curated record. Lineage: Eukaryota; Fungi; Basidiomycota; Malasseziomycetes; Malasseziales; Malasseziaceae.
AUGUAUUUGUGGAAUCGCCUUGUGCAAGAUGUUCCAAUGCCGGCAGAGCCAGGCUGGUGCAUUCCCAGUGCCAUAUGGUUGAACGCCACGGACGAAUGCUGCCGAUACCCUAACGAUACCCUUGCCUGUUUUCAAAGUGCCAAGAUACAAAAAUGCUUACGACCUAUGUACUUGUUUGACAUGCCGCAAAGUGUGCGAUGUCGAGAAACGUGUGACGCAGGUGUGUGUGCUGUACCAGAUCCUCAUGCGCCUGCUUUGGUGCGGGUGGGUAUAGAUUAUGGUGCAAUGACGGGUCUUGUCGUGUUGCGAGGGCCUUUUCGUGGACUGUCUCAAUCGAUGCACGUGUCUACGCAUACACUCCGAGCACCAUGGUCAUUCCUUAUACCACCUGCAUGGGUUGAUGCAUUGUUGAUGUCUAUGACCUAUGUAUUUCAACUCGUGUUGGUUGUAAAUUCCGCCCUGCUGGUACUUAACAUGCUCCCUAUACCUACUCUCGAUGGAAGUCUAUACCUUCGACUGUGCUUGCAACAGCUGUAUAUUUUUUGGUCCGACACGAAUGGACGCGGCAGUCUGAGCUCUUGUGACAUUGAGGAUCCUGGAGAGGCUGUGCCAGCCUACUCACUGCACCGCCUUGACUACAUCCAAUCUCUUUGUGAGAUGGCUACAUGCAUUGUCACAGGCAUAGCUUUUAUGGGCAGCAUCCUUACUACUCUCGCACACACAUAG